This is a messenger RNA of Carassius auratus (goldfish), 3151 nucleotides long. RefSeq names its product fatty-acid amide hydrolase 1-like. The transcript is spliced from 15 exons. The record is from RefSeq and is a predicted model, not a curated record. The coding region runs from base 322 to 2094 and encodes 590 amino acids. Lineage: Eukaryota; Metazoa; Chordata; Actinopteri; Cypriniformes; Cyprinidae. Gene Ontology annotation, biological process: fatty acid catabolic process. Gene Ontology annotation, molecular function: amidase activity; fatty acid amide hydrolase activity.
ACGUCAGUGAAACCAAAUACAAUAACACGAAAUAAAAGCAGCUGAAAUAUAUAAUGUUUAAAUGCAAAUGUUAGUUAUACUACCUGCCUACUCACACACACGGAUAUCACCGGUUUAAAGCGCAGUUUGUAAUCUUUCUCUUAUAAAGGGAUGAUUUCUAUUCGCACAGGAAGUGGAAUGAAGGUUGGAGCUCUAGUGUGGACAAUUUCUUCUGAACUCUUUAACUAUGACCUAAGUUAUUAAACACUCAUGAGAGUACUUUAUCAGAGACAAUUUGACUUUACUCUUCGCACUUUGAUCACAGCACACUGAGAAGCUGUGAUGGACGGCUUAAAUAUGCAGCAUCUUAUAUCAGACAUGGAUAUUAACUGGACUUCGGUGAUUGCAGCCACAGUUUGCGCAACAGGUUCAUUAUAUCGCUUCUUGAAAUGGAGAAAUUAUCAGAAGAUUCAGAAGAAAAUACUAAAUGCACGGAGAAGACGAGAUAAAUCACUUCAACAGGCUGAGCAAGCAGUGCAACAAUUUAAAAUGCAGAACCCAGGCUUUGAGAGCAGCUCUAUAGUGUCUCUGUCUUUGCCUGAGCUCGCUGGGAAACUCAAGGAUGGCUCCCUGCGGCCAGACGCUGUGCUUUAUGCCUUUAUGGAAAAGGCUCUGGAGGUGAACAAGAAUCUGAACUGCAGCACUGAGAUCUUAAUGGAGUCUGUGGCGCAGCUUAAAGACAUCAACACUCAAAAGAAAGGUAUUCUGUACGGAGUGCCCAUCAGCAUCAAGGAUAAUGUGGCAUAUGAGGGUCAUGACACUUCCUGUGGUGUGGUGAGUAAGUUGGAUGAGCCUGCGUUCGCGGACAGUGUGGUGGUUACUGUUCUGAAGAAGCAGGGCGCGAUCCCCUUCAUCAAGACCAACAUACCUCAAGGUCUUCUCAAUUAUGACUGCAGUAACCCCAUUUACGGGCAAACCCUGAACCCCUGCAACCUUCAGAAGACUUCUGGUGGUUCAUCCGGAGGAGAGGGAGCUCUGAUUGGAGGAGGCGGCUCCAUCCUGGGCCUAGGCACUGACAUUGGUGGGAGCAUUCGUAUCCCAGCAUCCUUCUGUGGGAUUUGUGGAUUCAAGCCCACAACAAUGAGGCUAAGUGUUCGAGGAAUCAGUUCAUGCGUCAAAGGCCAAAAGUCAGUGUUGUCCUCUCUUGGUCCUUUGGGAAGGGACGUCGAGAGCUUGGCACUAUGUAUGCGGGCGCUUCUCUGUCAGGACAUGUUCUCCUUGGACCCCACCGUCCCUCCCAUACCAUUUAACCAAGAGGUAUAUGAGAGCUCAGAGCCCCUGAGGAUUGGUUAUUAUGAGAACGACGGGUAUCUGCAGCCGUCUCCGAGCAUGGCCAGGGCCUUCAGGGAGACCAAGGACCUGCUGGAGAGAGCGGGGCACACGCUGGUUCCAUUCCGACCCCUUCGGCUCUACCAUGCCUUACAUGAGUUGACUAUCAGAGGAAUCUUGGGUGACGGAGGUCGUACCCUCUUCAGUCAUCUACAGGCAGGCCCCGUUGACCCAUGUCUCCGUGCUCAGACCAAUAUUUUGAGCAUUCCAGGCUUCAUAAAGAAGCUCAUUUCUGUUGUUCUCAAGCCUUUUUAUCCACGGUUAUCUGCAAACCUUGAUGCAAGUCUUGGAGUUGGGUCUGUGGCAGAAUUGUGGAGACAACAUGCAAAAAUUGAGGAAUACAUCCAGGAGGUGAUAGCUGAGUGGAGGAGACUGAAUGUGGAUGUUUUGUUGUGUCCCAUGCUUGGACCAGCUUACAAUUUCCGUUACUGCGGGAGUCUCAACAGUGCUCUCAGUUACACCAUCCUGUACAACCUGCUGAACUUCCCUGCUGGGGCCGUGACCGUGUCUACAGUGACGGAGGAGGACGAGGCACAGCUCCGUCACUACAAGGGUGUCCAUGGGGAUGUGUGGGACAAAGUCUUCAUUAAGGCGGUGAAGGGUGGUGUUGGUCUCCCUGUGGCCGUGCAGUGUGUGUCUCUGCCGUGGCAGGAUGAAAUGUGUCUGCGCUUUAUGAGAGAGGUGGAACAGCUCACAGCCAAGAGCAAACUCACCAAGAAACCUUAGUGACUGAAAUUCUGCUGCAUAUGUUUGUGUGCUGCCAACGGUUCAGUCUCGGGUGAAUCAUGAGCAGAUCUGCACUGAAUCUGUGACCGCAGGAACAUCCACAGAGAGGUUCUAGGUAACUCACAGAUCCUAUAAGUUGUUCAUUAAAAGCUUUAGCUGAUAAUAUGAUGCUUUCAGCUUAGAACAACUCUGGUACUCUUAACUCUGUAUGAUGCAUUUUUACCAUUGUAAUAAUAAUAAUUAAAAAAGAAAACAUUUAAUGUUACUAAUGAUUGUCACUGUGGUUGUGUGUUAAGGUUUUGAAAGAAAUAAUGGUAUUUACUUAAUAAUAUUAAUUUACUUAUUCUUUCAAUGUUAAAAUAUUUUUUCUUUUUUCAGAUUAAUAUUCUGAAGUUACUAUAAGUUAACCAUUUUGUAUGUUUGUCCAGCAGUGGCAGGUGGGAAGAAUCGAUGUGAAAUCAGGCUUUAUUUUUCACAAUAAUGUUUGGAGAAGAUACAGUAGUGCUGCUGAAAUUGCACACCUUAAAUAAGUAACAAGAAACUCUAAAUAAUUUCACACAAUGUUUAAUGAGACGUGAAUAUUUGCACUCGGUUUAGAAGCAAUGCCGCUUCAUCAAGACUGAAUGAGGAUUGGAAUGCAUCUCUUCAUUUCUGUAUCAUUUUGUAUAAUUUAAUGCCACACAAAUUCAUUAAAGUAAAAAUGAAUCAGAGCUGUACAUCACAGGUUCUCUUGAAAAGCGUCGUCCUUGCUUGGCUGUCGUUAUGAGAUGAGCGGCCCUCAUUUUCUGUGGCCUGAAUGAUGACUUCGCUUGGAAAGGCUUUAACUGGACUUAAUGACACAUGACGCCAUCAGCUCCGAUGUAAUGUAAAUAUUUGUCUGUUCUGGGUUUUGCGCACAUUUUACAUUCUUCAUUUACAUCAAGGAUGGAAACUCAUUAGGGACUUUAUGAUUUCCUCUCAUUUUAUUGUUCUCUUUGAUGUUUCACUGUUGACAUGGAUGCUAUUUCCAACUCUGACCUGCAAAGUAUUAAAAAAAUAAAAACAAAAAAAGACGUAA